CACAAAUAGGCACAACAAACAACAGCAGCCGUGAUGGACGAUGCUGCCAGCGGUGAGGUGGAGGAGUUUGAGGUGGUGGCGGUGAAGGUGCCGACGAGCUUCCGGUGUGUCGCCUGUGGCCGCAUUGCGGUUGAUCCACAGACAGCGGUCCCGUGUGGCCACUCUUUUUGUUCUUCCUGCACACACGGGCAAUUCCGCAGCGCCACAAAUGUGGAGCGCACGCCAGAGGUCGUGCAGGAGGGUGCGAGCCCAGCGUUUGGGGUUGGCUCAAAUGAGCGCGAUGAUGCAGCGGCGCAAGUCCCCAGAGUACGUGGAGAUCCGCACAGCGCACAUGGACAAGGUGGUCGCCAGCGCGGCGGCGAUGGCCAGUUCUUCCCUGACGAUGCCGAGCACGGGGAAGCCACCACUGCCGACAUGUGGCGUGGCGCAGCGAUGCGCCAUGACGGCGACGGCGGGAGUUUGCGCGGCAACCAGAGCAACGGCGAAGAGGACACAGAAGUGGGACAAGAAGAAGAAGGUGGUGGCCGUGGUGAUGGGCAUGGUGGUCUGAGGCUGGGUGAACAAAGCGCACCAGCCACGGUGCUGCAAAGGUGCCCAAGCGACCAGCAGCGCAUUCAAAUCUUUGUGCCCAACGCCGCACUGGCGGAACAAGUGGCCAUGCUACCUGUCGUGUGUCGCCAUUGCCAGGCAGCGCAGCAAGGCGAGGAUGCUCACCUGCAGCUCGGACAGUUUGCGGAGCACGCGAGACGCUGCCCUAACAAGCCUGCGCGGUGUCUCAACUCACUCGCGUGCCACCCCAUUCCGCGUCGCCAGCUCAUGGAGCACCUGCAGCUCUGCCAUCUCGCCACCUGCCCCAUGAACGUGCUCGGGUGCCGGUUCAAAGGCACGUUCUUUGAGGUGCAACACCAUCUUGACACGUGCGAGUUUCGUGGCAGCGACCACACCAGCAUUGUGUCCCGUGCAGUGCAUCGCCUGCGCGAUAUUGAGCAGCAGCUUUGGCGGGAGUUUUCUUCAGCGUGGACGCGUCUCGAUCAUCUCAACACAAGCAUCGACGAAGGUUUGAGGGCGGCUGAGCAGCAGAGGAGAGACAGGGAGAGGCAGGCGCACCAGUCACAACAGGGGCAACACGAACACAAAAACAAACACCAGCAACACCAGCAACAGCAACAUCAACAGCAGCAGCAGCAUCAACAUCAGCAGCAGCUUGAGGAUCGACGUGUGUCAUCACUGCGUGAAUUCGUCAUGCCGUUUCGCUUCCGGUGCAUUGGCUCAUUUCGGGGCCACACGGAGCCGGUGUGGGCACUGCAUUCCUUCAACGAUAUGCUCUUUUCCGCCGGCAGUGACGAAGCUAUCAAGGUGUGGGACAUGUCCAAGCUCUCGUGUGUUCGCACGCUUCGACCGGGCGAAGGUGUGAUCCACUGCUUGUGUGUCUGUGACGAGCACCUCAUCUGCGGCACAUCCACUGGAAAGGUUCUGCUGUUUUCGACGAGCACAUAUGAGCUUGAGCAGACGCAGCAAGUGGCCGACUCCAUCAUCUCGUGCGCAUCUGCACACGACCACCUCGCAUACAUCGGAUCAUUUGGGUCGUUGCAGAUGAUGGCGAUGGACGGGACGGUGCCGCAAUCGCAGGAGGGGCUCGGCCACUGGAUCCGCGCACUCGUUGUUGUUCCGCAACAGCAGCUCAUCUACUCAGCGAGUGGCGCGGAGGUGUGUGUGUGGCAGCUGGGAACGCUGAUGCGCGUGCAGUCGUUUCGCACAAAAUACGGCAGCGUGCGCUCGCUCGCCAUCUCAAACAAUCUUCUCAUCACCGGCACCCAGAACCAGAACAUCCACAUUUACGACACGGAGACAGGCACCCAUCAGGGCAAGCUCGUUGGUCACGUGGGCGCCGUUGAAGCCCUGAUCACUUCUCCGGGCGGUCAGUUCCUGCUGAGUGCCAGCUGGGACAAGACCAUCAAGAUCUGGAAUCUCGCCAAGGGCCUCGAGAUACAGGCGCUGUGCAGGCACGAAGGCAGCGUCAACGCGCUUAUUUGGCAUGGGGAGAUGCUCGUCUCUGCGGGCGCCGACGCGGCCGUGAAAAUGUACAAAUACACACACGUCGCCCGCGCAAAGUGAACCAUCCCUACACACCAUCUCGAACCACAGGCAGCCUGGUUGUGCACCGUGCUUGCGUGCGCGCGUGUAUUGUGCGCAUGCUUGCAUGCACGUGUGAUCUACGACGUUGCGGUGUCGAUUGCGGAUUCGGAGCGAAAGACCUCGAGAUGCUGCAGCUGUGCCUUGAGCAUCGCAACCUCGUCCGUCCGCCCGGCCUGUCAGCAUUGGGGUGAUGGUGGUGGUGGUUGUGACGACGACGACGAUGGCAAUGGUGAUGCGUUCUGAUGGUGGUAAGUGUUGUUCAAACAGCACCCUUUUGUACAAACCCUGUUGCUGUAUCUAAUCAUAAUAUUAAACCGAAGCACAACACGCA
Messenger RNA from Salpingoeca rosetta, 2467 nucleotides. RefSeq lists its product as uncharacterized. The record is from RefSeq and is a predicted model, not a curated record. Bases 34 to 2115 code for a protein of 693 amino acids. The transcript has 12 exons. Gene Ontology annotation, molecular function: protein binding; metal ion binding. NCBI's taxonomy places the organism in Eukaryota, Choanoflagellata, Craspedida, Salpingoecidae.